AUGAAUCCAUCCAUUCUCUCGCGACCACUGGGCCGUCUCUACUCCUCGACCACGCAUCAUCUCGGAUCCUUUCUGUUCCGUCCACGCGUCUUAUCCAGCAUGGCCGUGGCCACCUCCACCCCGCGUGAUCCCAACACGCUGAGCAACUACCACCACUGGCGCUCCACCCACAUCUCCGCCACCUUUGACAUCCUCUUCGACCAGAAGAAGCUGGUCGGCAAUGUCGUGCACCAGUUCCGGUCAACCACCGAGGCGCAAUCGCGUGAGAUCAUCCUCGACACGAGCUAUCUCGAUAUCGGCGAGGUCAAGGUCAAUGGACAGCAGUCGCAGUGGGAGUGGAUGCCCGCCGUGGCUCCCUACGGAACCCCAUUGAAGAUUGUGCUGGAGAAGCCCGUGGAGCUGGACGGGACUGUGGAGGUCGAUAUUGCGGUUCAAACGACCAACGAGUGUACCGCGCUGCAGUGGUUGACCCCGGCGCAAACCUCCAACAAGAAGCACCCAUACAUGUUCUCGCAAUGCCAGGCCAUCCAUGCCCGCUCCAUCUUCCCCUGCCAGGAUACUCCGGAUGUCAAGAGUACCUUUGACUUUAACAUCACCUCCCCGCUGCCGGUCAUGACCAGCGGUUUGCCGAUUCGAGACGCCUCCGAUACUACCACUCAAUCUGAGAACAAGGUGUACCGUUUCCACCAAUCGGUGCCGAUUCCGAGCUAUCUCUUUGCUAUUGCAUCCGGCGACGUCGCCGAGGCUCCCAUCGGUCCCCGCAGUGUGGUUGCCACGAGCCCCGACAAGCUGGACGAAUGCAAGUGGGAACUCGAGGCCGACACCGAGAACUUUAUCAACACCAUCGAGAAAAUUGUGUACCCCUACGCCUGGGGCGAGUACAAUGUGCUCAUCUUGCCGCCCAGCUUCCCCUACGGAGGAAUGGAGAAUCCCAUCUUCACCUUUGCCACUCCCAGCAUUAUCUCCAAGGACCGAGAGAAUGUGGAUGUUAUCGCCCAUGAGCUGGCCCACAGCUGGAGUGGUAACCUCGUGACCAACUGCUCGUGGGAGCACUUCUGGCUCAAUGAGGGCUGGACCGUUUAUCUUGAGCGCCGAAUCCUGGCUGCCGUCGUGAUGAUUCCCAUCAACAGCCACGGUGAAGCCUACCGCCACUUCUCGGCCAUUAUCGGCUGGAAGGCCCUCAAGGACUCUGUGGACCACUUUGGCAAGGAUCAUGAAUUUACCAAAUUGAUCACUGACCUCAAGGGCAAGGAUCCGGAUGAUGCGUUUUCCAGCAUCCCUUACGAGAAGGGCUUCAAUUUCCUCUUCCACCUGGAAAACCUCGUGGGCAAGGCCAAGUUUGACAAGUUCAUUCCUCACUACUUUACCACAUUCAAGUGCAAGUCGCUCGACUCGUUUGAAUUCAAGGCCACGCUCCUCGACUUCUUCAAAUCCGACGCCGAAGCCACCCAGCUCCUCACGGAGCUCGACUGGAACACCUGGUUCUACGCCCCCGGACUGCCCCCGAAGCCCCAGUUCGACACCUCCAUGGUCGACGUCGUCUACGAGCUCGCCAAGAAAUGGGAAUCCCUGCCCGAUUCCGGCUUCAAGCCGCAGGCCAGUGAUCUCGAGGGCCUGGCUGCCAACCAGAUCCUGGUCUUCCUGGAGCAGAUUCUUCUCUGGGAAAAGCCCCUCACUCCCGACCUGUCCAAGCUGAUGGGAGAGGUGUACGGCCUGUCCAAGAGCUCCAACAUCGAGGUGGCCAAUCUCUAUCUCCAGGUGGGCAUGAAGGCGGGUGACGAGAGCGUCGUCGCGCCGACCACGGAACUGCUGGGUCGCAUUGGUCGGAUGAAGUUUGUGCGCCCGUUGUUCCGGAACCUGGCCAAGAUCAACCGCGCGGUGGCGGUUGAGACGUUUGAAAAGUACAAGGACUUUUAUCAUCCGAUUUGCCGGGGAUGGUGGAGAAGGAUCUGUUUGGGAAGAAGUAGAGAGGGGUUUUUUUGGGGUUGGGUUGAAGGGAAAGGGAGAGAGGAAGAGAAAACGUAA
Penicillium oxalicum is the source of this 2025-nucleotide messenger RNA. Its product is annotated as bifunctional aminopeptidase/epoxide hydrolase. Gene Ontology annotation, biological process: proteolysis. Gene Ontology annotation, cellular component: cytosol. Lineage: Eukaryota; Fungi; Ascomycota; Eurotiomycetes; Eurotiales; Aspergillaceae. The transcript has 9 exons. Bases 1 to 2025 code for a protein of 674 amino acids. Gene Ontology annotation, molecular function: epoxide hydrolase activity; aminopeptidase activity; metallopeptidase activity. The record is from RefSeq and is a predicted model, not a curated record.